Schizosaccharomyces osmophilus is the source of this 933-nucleotide messenger RNA. RefSeq names its product Clr6 L associated factor 1 Laf1 (gene laf1). Gene Ontology annotation, cellular component: nucleus; SAGA-type complex. Gene Ontology annotation, molecular function: transcription coactivator activity; protein binding; chromatin binding. Lineage: Eukaryota; Fungi; Ascomycota; Schizosaccharomycetes; Schizosaccharomycetales; Schizosaccharomycetaceae. Bases 1 to 933 code for a protein of 310 amino acids. Gene Ontology annotation, biological process: chromatin remodeling; regulation of transcription by RNA polymerase II. The transcript has a single exon. The record is from RefSeq and is a predicted model, not a curated record.
AUGCAAUCCCCAUCUACUAGCGCCAGUGUUGUCUCUUCCAACUCGUCGCUGGCGAAAUCUUUGGACAAAGAUGUUUGUUCUUCUGCGAUGAAAUCCUAUCAACAUCUCAUAUCUUUUCCUCCUUCACCGCUUUCUCCUAGUAUUUUGUCAGACAAUGGGGAUGUAAUUCGAUGUAGUCGACCAACCACACCUUCUAAACAAGCUGUCACUAUUUCUAACCAGCGGCCAACAUCUUCAUCUGGUGCUCAGUUAACUUCGCAAGUGUACAGGGCCUACCAGAACUCUCCCAGAGCUUGGCUUCUUAGGGAAAGACAUUGGCUACACCGUCAUUUACCUACUGUCACCCCUGCGUCUUCUUCUCCCGCUAAACGUCCUCGCCGAAUGGUUAGUACCACCUCCGCUACGGUUGAAUCAAAAGUCGUCGCAGAAACCCCAAGGGCUUCGCCUGAUUUCUCGGAAUCUCGCUCUACUACACCUGUCUCUUCCUCCUCUAGAAGCCAUUUUUACUCAAAAUCAAUGACUACUAGAUUUAAACAAUCCAGCCGAGAAUUUUCUUCUACUAGUCAGGUACUUGACGUUGCUAAUACCCCUUUUGAAAUGCUUCCUGAUUAUUCCCCAGACAUGUCCACCCUUGAUAAAAGAGCACAUUCUCGCCCUUUGCGUAGUGAAUGGAAAGGUCCACCUCUUGAUUUGUCUAAUGACGAACAUCGACAUCUUCUCCAUCCAGCCGAAAUACAACUUGCAGCCACUCUUCGCCUUCCCUGUCUUAUCUAUUUAGACAACAAGCGUCGUAUUUUUGCCGAAUGGCACAAUCGUCGUUCUCAAGGUCUAAGUUUUCGUAAAACAGAUGCUCAACGCGCAAGUCGCGUUGAUGUUAAUAAAGCUAGUCGAUUGUGGAAAGCUUUUCAUGACGAAGGAUUUUUCGAUAAUUAG